Epithele typhae is the source of this 510-nucleotide messenger RNA. RefSeq lists its product as uncharacterized. The record is from RefSeq and is a predicted model, not a curated record. NCBI's taxonomy places the organism in Eukaryota, Fungi, Basidiomycota, Agaricomycetes, Polyporales, Epitheliaceae. The annotation marks the transcript as partial. The transcript is spliced from 2 exons.
CUUCGAUCCCUUGCCUCAACUGUCAACAAGUCCACCACCGUUCUUCUGCCCGCAUGGAAGCAGCAUCUGUCCGACUUGAACAUGCCGGAGCGGAUGCUUCGUCAGGAUGUUUGUACACGCUGGCAGUCGACAAAUGACAUGGUGGUAAAUGCGGUGCGGAUGAAGCGGGCCGUCAGAUCGUUUUGCACAGAUGGAGACCUUGGUGUUGAUCUUGACAAGUUCCGGAUGAACACGAGGGAGUGGCAGAUUGCGGAGCAGCUGGUCGAUGUUCUGAAGGACGCCACCCAAUUCUUCUCCCGUGGCACUCCUAACCUCGCGGCGGUUAUCCCUGCAAUGGACGUCUUCGAUCAAGAGCUCACGACGAAGAAGAUGUCCGGCAGCCGUGAUUCAAAUAGAGACCUCUACGACCCAGCGAUACGCCACGCCCAUCGCUUCGCCCAGCAGGUACUGAACAAGUACUACGCACUCACAGACUCGUCUGAGGCUUAUUGCAUCGCCAUGAGUGAGUAA